CUACUUAUUUCUCAUUUGAAUGGAAGGGAUCAGUUCGGGCAGAAUGUACUACGGUCCGAUUCGAUGCGUCCGCGUCUCGUCACAAAGCGGCUAGUCUCGGUCUCGGGUACAAAAUAGUACCACGGUCGAAGCGCGUGCAUGUCACUUGCACCAGUCAUCCACAAGAAAGGUAUGGGGAACAAGUGUUGAGGAAACAUGGCGGCGCAUUGGAACGUGCUAGAGUGAUGCAGUGUACGCGUAACGAGACACGCUCGAGUUCGACUGACCAAAGAGGCCUCGUUCGCUAAAUAUCUACCCGGCCAAAUGACAUGGGAAUUUGUAAUCGAAGACACUUCCUGCUGACAAUAUGUGUCUUACAACUUAUUACUACUGUGGAGCGCCAAGUUUUCGACUUUUUAGGCUUUAUGUGGGCCCCGAUACUGGUUAACUUCUUCAAUAUUAUAUUUGUCAUCUUAGGAUUUUUUGGGGCCUUUCAAUAUAGACCUAAAUAUAUUAUAUCAUACUGUAUAUGGAACACUGUAUGGUUAGGAUGGAAUAUUUUCAUGAUAUGCUUUUAUCUCAACGUGGGUGUACUGGACAAAAAUAGCGAUAUUUUAAAUCUUGGAACAGGUAGUUUUUCAUGGUGGCAUGUAAAUGGACCAGGUUGCAAACCAAUUUUUGAUGUCACAGAGCCUGAACUGUUUAGACCUGCAAGGCCUACAAAUGUAACAGACUGUGUACUAGAUUAUGAAGUAGUUGAAAUUUUACACGCGUCUACGCAAUGUAUCUUAGGUUUUAUCGCGGUCGUGGGUGGUAUUUGCCUAAGUAAAGUUUUCAUGGAAGAAGAUGAUAGCUUUGACUUUGUGGGAGGUGAUGACUUCGGGUUGGCAGGCCACACACCGUUACAUCCUAUGUACGUUAGCUACUCGGCUCUUCCAUCACCUGCCCACCCUCAAAAAAAUUCCAAUCAAAAUUACCCAGAAGGCACAGUUAGCUCUCAUCAAUCGGUUGGUCACGAUACCAGCUUCCCAAAGCAAAACGACAAAUUCUUAAACAACUCGGUGCGAAGUAAAAAUAGUUUUCGAAACGACACGAUCAGAACCACCAGAAGCAACGUGUCUAAUCGCGAUUUGAAGUACGUGGAUUAUUCUAACGACUACUCAAACCCCUUAGAUCAUUUGCAAAGACCCGUGUCUCCGUGCGACGAGUACGACUCUUUGGACAGUGCGGCUAAAUUGAGAUAUCAGAGAAACAAAAUGUAUUAUCCGCAUUCAUCGAAAUACAGUCCCGUUGCAUCACCGCGUGUAAAGUCUCGCCCUGCCACAGCGAAACAAUCUAAAGUCUCCAACAAGCCUAGAGUUUUCACGGAUCACGUCCGUGAGCAACCUCUACGAUCGUUUUACUCGGAUCCUAGAUUGGCGAUCGAGAAUCAACAGAACGCGAACGAACAAGAAAGUUCGAGCAGGUCUCACAAUCACAGAGACAGUAGACCGCUGUCGUUGUACGCCAUACAAACUAAACGGAAGAAAAAGCAGCCGAGGCCGUUGUAUAGUAUCGAGUACUCUCAGCCGGAGCCGCCGGUGCACGAUGACAGUGUAUCCCCGAAACCGAUGACCCCGCGCAGAGUGAAACGCAGGUCGGUCAUCUCCCGGGACGGAACGCGAAGAUCCAGCCGCAGGAGUUCGGUCAGGCAGUCGCGGCGAAAGAAUCCCGUGAACCGUAUCAUGGACCAUCAGGAGAGCCUGUACGCGAACACCACGCCCAGCAAUCUGACCAACCAGAACGUCAACUCGCUGUCCCAGGGUACCCUUAAUUACGACAGAAUCUCGAUGAGCUGGGACAGAGACAGAAACUCGAACUGGCAACCGGAAGCCGUCAACAUGGCCGUGUCCUCGCCGACGCUUUGGAACCAGGACUCCUCCAACAAUUAUUCCAACACGAGCAACUACGCGAACCAAAAUUAUCCGAAUUGGGACGCCAGCAGCUCCACCAGGAACCUCACCGAUAAUUGGCAGCCAAACGAAGUGAAUCCUAUGCAGUGGCAAGGCCAGAGCAAUCCGACAUUCCAGCAGACCAGCACGCAAAGUCUGAACGGCGAAGACUUGGACGAUUUGUACAAUAAUCGGCCAGCCAGCGCCAGGUCCAGCUACAGUAAUUAUCAUGGGGUAAGAGCGACACCUCAGGUGCCUAAUAGGACCGAUAUCGUUAGACAGAGUCAGAGACAGUUCGUUCUCAGCGGACCACCCGCUUAUCAGGACACGGUGAUCUGAGGUGUCGUUCGCGGGCUUGCGUUCGCGGAAGACGCAACGUCGGGGGAUGAAAGCUACUGCAAUUACAACUUACAACUGGGGAACGUAACUGUCGACGAACGUCGCGGAUGUUACUCGAACCAGUAGAUAAGAUUGCUGACUGAUCUCAUCGGUAUCAUCCCCGAGUCUUUCACGGUUUACAUAUUUUCAUGCGAACGUUGGCUACUGUUAGCAAAUGAUAGUACCGUAUAUGCUACGGCGAUCUUACGUUAGUACUGUUACCGUUAAGGUACAGUGAGUGAGAGAAGGUGGUCCCCCUUUCUCGACAUUUCACUGAUUUACAAGCUUUACUCGACAGCAGCGGAUGCAAUUUUUAUAGCACGACCCACCCGCGUCUUGUUGUACCCUGUAUAAAUAUGAAUUCGAGUCCCCCAAAACGGGGGAGCUCUUUAUGAAGUUUUUGAUAAUCUUUACAUUGUAUCGAAUCUCGUAAUAUUUCGUAGAUCUCGUAGACUUUGCCUUCUUAAUCUCUCCGCCUUUUGUCUCAGGAUCGAACGCGUUGGAGUUUAUUCAGCGGCAAACACUUGGCUUUACGAUCGUUAACAAUUUUCGAAUUCUCGGUCAACCAAAUAUUUCACGUUUCCACAGCCAAUUUGUAUCGCCGUUCAAACUGUGUUCAUUCGAACGAUCAUCUGUAAAUAUCGAAUUACGAUCAUGACAAUCAUCCUUUAUUUAUACGAUUCGAGCCUUAAAUACACACGUACGAUGCACCUUCUGGGCACGUAUGAAGCAAAGGAAGAUCACUACUUUCUUACACGCAUACUAUUUUCCGAAAGGAUAUUUAAGAUUUGCACUGAACGCCAUUGUAUUGUUACGAUAGUGUCAUAGUCUUCCAGAUUACGAGAGGAAAAAUGUUGUAUAGGUAUGAGCUACGCGGGGACCAAAAUAGAUAACACGGCGCUUCGAUCUUUACCGUCGAGGACGAAUCUAUGGAAAUAAGGAAGAAGUUUUCGAAAAAGAAAAAAAAAACGAUUUACAGGUGAUUUAUCUUGGUCUCGUGUAGUCUCCAUAUAUUGUUUUCUAUGAUGUAUGCACUGCGCGUGAAAAGUGCAAUAAGGUUUUCUCAUCGGAGUUGCAAACUAUUUUUUCAUACGAUAAAUCAAAAUAGAUUACGUCGAUGAUGCUGUUGAACUGUACGUACUUAAGUACAUUCGUAGAUUACCUGGUAGAAUGUGAAAUGGAAACCAAAGUAUUAAACAUCGAUGUAAGUUAUAUUAAUAAUAUCUACUUGUAACUAUUCUACGUAACGUUAAACUACUCCUUAACUUGUUCUUCGACUUUCGUACAAUGUUAGACAUUUAAUUCCGCGUGUCGCGCACAAUCGACAUUAGAUACUUAAUUCUCGUCGACAAGAAUCUCUCAAGUGUGAAAGCGCUCGGUCUAUCGAUCAGAGACACUGCACCUGCUGUCAGUCGCACGACUAACGAACAGUUGCACUUUUGUUCGUUACAGCCGGAUCGAUAAACGGACCGCUCAACCCGUAGUGAACAACUAAAUCGUGCCUCGUUAGGACUUAAUCGUUCCCCCGUGUUUAAUCGUUAUCCGCCUGCGAGAUUUCGAGCUCGCAAUUCGACGGAUCCGUCGCCACAGCGACACGAUAGACUGACCGUUUUACUGGCAGCACGGUGCGUCAUCUUUACUAUUACCUUUCUAUCCACCUUUCCGUGUACAAUGUACCACGAAUACAAUAACUGCAAGACAAUAAACGAAAAAUGAGAUUUUAUCUAGACU
Molecule: messenger RNA, 4019 nt
Organism: Nomia melanderi (Alkali bee)
Lineage: Eukaryota; Metazoa; Arthropoda; Insecta; Hymenoptera; Halictidae
Source: RefSeq, a predicted model, not a curated record